CUCCACCAUUCCACGCCGCGAUUGACCACCGGCUUGGAGCAAACUGCGCCCUACAUGUGUCCUGCCAGCGUCCCUAGCCUUCCCAAUCUUGAUCUAGUAAAAGAUCAAGCGCCAAGAUACUCUAUACGCUGAGUUUCUCCCCGUUCUCGGAAGCCUUUGUUCGACCUCGCCAAAACCAGGACGGAGACUAGCUCGCCAUGGCGAAAAAGAAGAAGCCCAUGGGAAACCCCGCUCGGGGGUUUGCGACGACGUCCAUAGCAAGCAAACCGAAGCAAGAAAAGGCCGUCGCCGACACUCUUGUCGAGGAGAAUAUAACAACGCCUUCGAAAGAAGCUGCACCCAACGCUGGACCCUCCUCCCAAGCUCCCAAUGCUGCCACACCGCUCAAACAAGAAGCUGCCCAAACCCCAGAGGAGCUAGAAGCCCAGCUAGAGCGAGAUGAACUUCAAUUGCUCGUCGAGAAGCAUGCCUCCAAGGUCCGACGAGAAUCUCACAGACAGGUCAUCAAGUUCCAAACAGACCGCAGGGUCCUUCGUGGGCAGUCUCAUUCCAUGACUGUUCACGAUUGGCUGUCCGGCGACAUCUUGGACAGUAUUAUCGCACUGGCUCAGGCUGAGUCCAACGACUCGAAUCGACAAGGGCAGCAGCCCCUACUCAAGUCCCUGACUGAAGAGGAUGCAAUGUCCAAACUUUGGACUCUCGACAUCACACUGCGUGAACUGGGCUUCUCUAGUGAUCAUAUACAACCUGUGCUGCGAUGGCUCUGUGCGACUGCCGCUGGCGUUGAUACGUCUGCAAGCAUCUGGGGGUUGCAAGAGGCACUUGAAUGGCUUGCUCUGAACCAGUGUGACGACCAUUCAUUUUCAUAUGAAGAAUCGAAGCCAAAGUCUUCGCUACCGGAUACUCCUGAACCAUCUCGCUCGGGAACGCCUUUGCCGGAACUUUCAACCAAUGAUGCUGCAAGCCCUGAGAAGGACACAUCAGGGACUCCUGCGCCAGGAGCACCCACGUCAAACGGUAUCGUGUCUACCGAUUCGGACCAUGACGGUAUAUACGUCAGUGAUCUUGACAGUGAUAUCGAACUUGACGAGCUCGUCCCGACAUACCUGAGAAUCAAGGGUAAACUGUACGAAAUUGAUCCCGAACAUAUUGAUGCCAAACAACGUAAGCAGCCGAAAAACAACAAAGGCAAGAAAGCAAGUCCACGAACGACGAAUCAAUCUCCAGCUGUUCGGAAACUUCUCUCUCAAUUGCAGUUGCUUGAAUCUGAUACUUUAUUCGAUGAGCGGGAGGCUGAGGCGCUGUGGCCUACCAUGCGCAGCCAAAUUGCCCAAAAGAAAGCGGCGGACAGGCAGCAACGAGAAGCGGGUUUCAAUACUCAUCAGCAAGACGAAGAGGACAUAGUACCUGACAAUGCUGUAGCAACCGAACAAGAGCCAACGCCCUCUACUAAUACCAUCGACCCACUGGCAGGUGAAGAUGACGCCGAUCUACUAGGAGAUAUGUUCUCUGCUAUCCCUGACGAACCGACUGAGAGUAAACCUGCCGGGGAUGACGCGGACUCCAAUAUCUUGCUACGCGACUUCGGCAAACACAGUGGCAUGAGCCCAAGGCGACUGCUGGAAGAGGCAGUGCGCUCGAGGGAUCCGAAUGCGCGGUUGACAUACAAGAUGAUUUCACCCACAGUGUAUUCGUGCCGACACUCUUUAACCAUAACAUGGUCCAAGGCUCACGAAGUCGAGUACGACGAAGACAUCGCGGGGGUGCAGUGCUCGGCCCAAAAGACUCAAGCUAGAUUUGACGCGACUUCCGUUGCGACUAUCUCGGUCGACCAAAGCGAGAGUUACGUCUCUACAGCUGCACUCUUCUCAAUCUCCGCGUCUUCACCCAAAGAAGAAAAGGUCUACCUACGAUUACCUUCCAAUUGGAGAGAUCUCUAUCGAACCUUUCUGGAACACCGCAAAGCCCGUAUAGAAGCGGCUGACUGCGAAUCUGUCAAGCACUACCGUUCUAUCAUCCAGGACCAGAUCGAGAACGAGGAAUCCGACGGUGUCGUGCUCACAAGUCGAUUCAAGAUGCGACAUCAAGCUGCGGUCAGCUCUAGCACGUUGAACUCUGGCUAUAACACUCCAGCUCGUGAGUUGGAAGGCCUUCGAGAGAUCUGGAUGCAGAAGGCGUCAACGUUGUCCUAUCAGCACAUGCUUAUGGGUCGAGCCAAUCUCCCUGUGUACGCGUUCCGCGAGUCCAUCCUAUCCACCGUGGAUAGGAACCAGGUGACACUAAUAUGCGGUGAAACGGGGUGCGGAAAGAGUACGCAGAUACCAUCUUUCAUCCUUGAACACGAACUUUCUCAAGGCAAAACUUGUAAGAUUUUCUGUACAGAGCCUAGACGUAUCUCUGCUAUAUCGCUGGCACAACGCGUCAGUGAAGAAUUAGGAGAAGCGCCGAAGGAGCUCGGCACAGCACGUUCGUUAGUCGGAUACGCUAUUCGCUUGGAGUCAAAGACAUCUGCCCAGACCCGACUUGUAUAUGCAACCGUUGGAGUAGUGCUACGCAUGUUAGAAUCAUCGAGAGGUCUGGAGGAGGUCACGCAUUUGGUCAUCGAUGAAGUGCAUGAGCGAAGUAUUGAUACCGAUUUCCUGCUCAUAAUCCUUCGUUCAUUGAUGGAACGCCGCCCCGAGCUGAAGGUCAUACUUAUGAGUGCGACCGUAGACGCCGCGCGCUUUUCCCGGUACCUCAAUGACGCACCGAUUCUGACAGUACCUGGCCGUACCUUCCCAGUCCAGACUCGAUACUUAGAAGACGCGAUUGAGUUGACUCAUUAUGCAGGAUCUUCGGGAGAUGCGCAAAAUAAUGGCAAUACCAGUGGUAAUGAUGAUGAUGAAAUCACGACUGAAAAGUCGGGCAUUCCUAGCAAACUUCCUGGGUAUAGCCCUGCCACACGCAAUGUGCUCUCCAGCUAUGAUGAGUAUGCCAUUGACUAUAGUCUUGUUGUCCGCUUGAUUGAGACGGUCGCAUUCAGCCCACAGUUGAGUCGGUUUAGCAGCGCGGUUUUGGUGUUCCUUCCAGGCAUCGCUGAAAUCCGCCAGCUGAACGACAUGUUAGUCAGUCAUCCUUCUUUUGACGCCAAUUGGCUUGUCUAUCCAUUACAUUCGACUAUUUCAAGCGAGGACCAGCAAGCCGCUUUCCUGCUUCCACCACCCGGCGUCCAAACAGGUGUUACGAUCCCUGACAUCACUUGUGUCAUCGACACAGGCAAACACAAGGAAAUGCGUUUUGACGAGCGCAGGCAAUUAUCUAGAUUAACCCAAUCUUUCAUCUCCAGGGCAAACGCCAAACAACGACGCGGGCGCGCAGGUCGUGUACAGGAAGGGCUAUGUUUUCACCUGUUCACCAAAUACCGCCAUGACAACCUUAUGACAGAUCAACAGACCCCGGAGAUGCUUCGAUUGUCGCUUCAGGACCUUGUCAUGCGUACGAAAAUAUGCAAAUUAGGUGAUAUCGAAGCGACCCUUUCUCAAGCACUGGACCCACCCUCUUCAAGGAACAUCCGCCGCGCUAUUGAUGCGCUCAUCGAGGUUGAUGCGCUGACUUCAGCUGAAGAGUUAACACCCCUCGGUCGCCAGAUUGCGAAGCUCCCAUUGGAUGCGCAUCUUGGCAAACUGGUGCUUCUUGCGAGCAUGUUCGGCUGUGUUGAUGUCGCUAUCACAAUAGCUGCAGUCUUGUCGUCGAAAUCACCAUUUUUGACACCGUUUGGCGCGAAGCAACGAGCCGACAUAGCACGCUUAGCAUACAAGAAAGGCGACUCCGACCUCUUGACUACCUACAACGCGUACAAAUCUUGGAGAACAGUGUGUACCACGGCAGGACGCUCCGAAAUACAGUUUUGCCACAAAAACUUUCUCAGCGCGCAGAACCUAGGCAACAUCGAAGACUUGAAAGCCCAGCUACUCUCCUCGCUCGUUGAAGCUGGUUUCAUACAGGUCUCGCAGGACGAACGGCGUGCACUGAGUCGAUAUCGCAGUACCUCGCGCCAUCGUGCGUUCGUUGGCGUACCACCACAAUACGACAUACACUCGGACAACGAUAUACUCGUCAAUUCUGUUAUAGCAACCGCGUUCUAUCCCAAGAUUCUAACGCGAGAAGGCAAAGGCUGGCGUAACAUUUCCAACAACCAGACCGUCAGUCUAGCACCAACAUCAGUAAACAAGGGUUCAGCGACUGCCAAGUUCUUGUCUUAUUACCACAUCAUGCAGUCCAGUAACAAGUUUUACAAUGCCCACUCGACAUCUGCGACAUAUCCACUCCCUAUGGUGCUGAUGGUAGCCGCAGACAUGGACUUCAAAAUGCAUGCCGGCGUUAUCAGCUUCCCGGGCAGUGUACUACGGUUUGCGGUUCGAGAUUGGAGAGCUGCUGUCGCCUUGAAGGUUUUGAGGCGACGCAUCAAGGAGAUCCUUGCAAAUAGCUGGAAGAGUCCGGCGCGCCAGAUGAGUGAACGUGAGAAAGAAUGGUUGGGACUGUUCCUCCAGAUUUUCGCGCAGAAGUUCGAGAAAGAGGAGAGAAUUAGAGAACGAGGUGGAGGGAAGGCGAAAUGA
This is a messenger RNA of Dothidotthia symphoricarpi CBS 119687, 4595 nucleotides long. Its product is annotated as P-loop containing nucleoside triphosphate hydrolase protein. Bases 198 to 4595 code for a protein of 1465 amino acids. The transcript is spliced from 5 exons. Gene Ontology annotation, molecular function: ATP binding; RNA binding. Gene Ontology annotation, cellular component: intracellular anatomical structure. Lineage: Eukaryota; Fungi; Ascomycota; Dothideomycetes; Pleosporales; Dothidotthiaceae. The record is from RefSeq and is a predicted model, not a curated record.